Messenger RNA from Effrenium voratum, 1380 nucleotides. NCBI's taxonomy places the organism in Eukaryota, Dinophyceae, Suessiales, Symbiodiniaceae. The record is from the annotation of a GenBank genome assembly.
AUGUCGCGGAUGGCCCGCUGCGCUCGGACAUCAGGGCGCAGCGGUCUCGCCGGCGCCGCGCUCGAGGGGGAUGUCACCUUCGCAGUCCAGCAGGGCGACGGUUCGUUCAUCACCACUUCCGCCGCCUUCGGCAUUGCGCGCGUCGAGGCGGGGACCCUGCGCAACUCCGGUCCCCAGGGUCUGCGUCUGGAUGCCGGCAUCAUCGACGCGUCGGUCGACGGCGGCGCCAUGCAUCUGCUGAACCUGCGGGCCGGCGUCGUCGCCAGCCUUGCGAACGGCGGGGGCGGCACGAUCGAUCUCGUAACGGCCGGCGAUCUGACCCUGGCCGGCGCGGUGACCAGCGAUGGCGGGAACGUCGUGCUGACCGCUGUCGGCAGCAUUGCCGCUUUCCCGGGGGCGACGAUUUCCGUGACGGCUGAGCGGCUGUUCCUGACCGCGCUCGAUGCCGGCAUCGGUGCCCCGGGCGCGCCGCUGCCGCUGGGAACCGCGGGAAUCGGCAGCCUGAGGGCGAUCGCGACGGGAUCCGUGAUCAUAGACAGCCCUGACGCCCGGUUCGACGCGGACGGUGUGGCUUCGGGCACCGGUCCCGUCGCCCUGCGCUCGACCGGUUCGGUGCGUGUACAGCGUCUGCUGUCCCCGGACCCGGUGCGGAUCGACGGCCCGGCGGGCGUCAUCGUGCUGGAGCAGUCGUCGAUCGGGUUCGUGCCGACGCGGCCAGCCGGUAUCGACGACCUUUUGGCGACCGCCGCCACGAUUGCGCUCACGGGCGUCUUCUUCGCGGCGUCAGGCGCAGCCAUUAUCGGCGGGUCGCGCGCCAUUGCCGACCGCGCCGAGGCCGUUGAAGUCCCUGCGCCGGCGCCGCGGAUCACGGUGCCGGUGAUGACGGUCGAGCGUCAGAACGGUUUCGAGGUCGAUCGGCGCUUUGCGGGCCAGGUCGAGGCCACCCAGGAAACGGGCAUUGCUUUCGAGACCGGCGGAACGGUCACCGAGAUCCUGGUGGAUGAGGGCGAUGUCGUUGCCGCGGGCGAAGCCCUUGCCCGACUGGAUACACGCCUGCUGAUUGCAGAGCGGAACCGGUUGCUCGCGUCCCGCCGGGCGCUCGACGCCCAGCGUGAACUGGCGCGCCUGACAGCAACGCGUUCAACGGUGUCUCAUCCGGAGCCAAUCGCAGAGCGAGACCAGGGCAGACGCGAGUGCAGGGCCAUUUUUGGGUCGAACACGCACCCGCAAUCAGAUCAAUCAAAUUUCAAUGCUGCUGGUUAUGGGAAUGGCGGAGAAUCGGGGAGAAACUUCGAAUCCGGUCUCCGCAAGUGCACGACCGUGUGCCGGCUGGUCAGGCCGCCCCCCGCGGAGCCAGCGAACCCAGUGAGCUUGGCGUGA